Messenger RNA from Diospyros lotus (date-plum), 658 nucleotides. RefSeq lists its product as uncharacterized. Bases 92 to 412 code for a protein of 106 amino acids. Lineage: Eukaryota; Viridiplantae; Streptophyta; Magnoliopsida; Ericales; Ebenaceae. Gene Ontology annotation, cellular component: EKC/KEOPS complex. The transcript is spliced from 4 exons. The record is from RefSeq and is a predicted model, not a curated record.
CCUACUUAAUUCAACAGAGAGAGAGAGAGAGAGAGAGAGAGAGAAGCAGCAAAAGACUUGAUUUUUCAGUUUGAGUGCUAUUGGAGAGGAGAUGGAGGUGGAGACUGUUGCUGCUUCUGACAUUACAACCGAUGCUAAAUCUCUUCCUUCCGAGUGGCAGUUCCACUGUGAUUUUGAAGUAGAUUAUGAGUCUGAGGUGCACGCUCAAAUUGUCUGCUCGGCUUUGGCUGUCGACAAGGAGUUGCAGCCAGACAAAGUGAAGAGGCAUAUGACCGUCUCUAACGGAAAGCUUUUUGUGCAUUUCGAAGCAGUUGAAGCAAGAUUUCUUCGGGCAUCAUUCAGUGCUUUUGUGGAUGUUCUCACGCUUGCCACAAGAACAAUCGAAGAAUUUGGCCAGGCCAUGGAAUCAUGACCAGCCAUGCCAGUAAACUCCCAUUAGCAUUCAGCUAAACUUCAUCUGUACUAAUAUGCAAUUUCCACAUAAAUGUUUUACCAUAGCGUUACAACUAUGGCUUUACUAUUUAUCCGCAGAUUGUACUUUUCAUAGAAAAAUCUAGAGCGGCUGCAAGAGUUUGUAACAGUGUAUUGAUAUUUAUACAACACAAGACAAUGUAGAGAUUUAGUUUCAAUAAAAUUGGUAUCCCAUGCCUUACUACUA